AUGCACGCCCGGACGGGCACGUGCAGACCUAGCCCCGAGCCAGUGAGGCCACGUGCUAAUCCACGAGGUUUAAUGCCCAAGAGGGACUGGAAGGAAGCGAGACAGCCCAGGGCAAGCUCCCCACGUAGCGCCAUGCCACGUGGCCAACGCCGCCCAGGGCAUGGGUCCCGGGAAGGCACUGGCAAGGGACUGCAGGAACCUGGCCACGUGGCGUCGCCGCCUGGGGCGACGCCUGGCAUCACGCAGGAAGCCCGGCCGGGCACGCCCGUCCGUGCACGGCGCGAAGCCUGGCCCCUAGGGCAGCCCAUGGUACCCAGCAGAUCGGCGUCAGGGAGCACGUGUGGAGGCGGGAAGGGUAGCCAAGGGCGGGAGGGGAAGCCUAGGUACUCCCUGACGCCCACCCACAAGGACGGCGCCGAUCGACGUGGCGUGGGCCCCAGCGGACGGGCCCCCGAGGGCAUAGGCCCACCAACGCCAGGCCACGUGGCGUCGCCGCCAAGGGCGAUGUCGUGCCGGUCACAGGGAGCCAGGCAGGGCUGGCGCCCGGGCCUGGCACGCAGCAGGCCCGCUGGGGCGUUUCCAAGGCACACAUGCAGGCCUCUAAGGACAUGGCACACACAUGCCGGCCCUAGGCGUGCACCAGCAGCAAGCGACAGCAGCGGCAGCGCAGUGUGGGCCCGAAGGGCACUCCUGGAUCCCCUAGGGUAG
Molecule: messenger RNA, 708 nt
Organism: Procambarus clarkii (red swamp crayfish)
Lineage: Eukaryota; Metazoa; Arthropoda; Malacostraca; Decapoda; Cambaridae
Source: RefSeq, a predicted model, not a curated record